GCCGGGCUUGCUGAGGGAGGUGUGACUGAAACAAAACAAAGCCAAAGGGACGCUGGAUCUAUCAUUGGUUGAUUUUCCUCCUCCUUUUUUUUUUUUUUUUUUUAUGACCAAAAACAACCCCCCACCCGAGCAAACAAACACACACAAAAGCAGAAAGAAAGGGUCUUGCUCAGCAGCAGCAUGGAUGUCUUGGCUAGUUAUAGUAUAUUCCAGGAACUCCAGCUUGUCCACGACACCGGCUACUUCUCAGCUUUGCCAUCCUUGGAGGAAAACUGGCAGCAGACAUGCCUGGAGUUGGAGCGAUACCUUCAGACUGAACCGCGGAAGAUCUCUGAGACCUUUGGUGAGGAUUUGGACUGCUUCCUUCAUGCCUCCUCAUCCCCAGAUGCAGAGGACAAUAUUCAACGGCUGGACCCCAUCCUUCUACCAGUGGAGACGAGUACAUGUGACAAAAGCGCCAGCAUGGACAUUAUCCUCUCCCGUGACAAACUGCUGUCUGAGACGUGCCUCAGCUCGCAGUCCACCAGCUCUUCCACAGAAGGCUACACGGCCGUCAACCAGGCCCAGCUCAAUGCAGUAACCUCAUUAACCCCCCCUUCCUCUCCGGAGCUCAGCCGCCACCUCGUCAAAACCCCACAGACUCUCUCAGCAGUGGAUGGCACAGUGACGUUGAAACUGGUAGCCAAGAAAACUUCACUCAGCUCUGUGAAAGUGGGUGUAGCAACAGCGACUGCGGGGACAAUAAAAGGCGGGCAAAGUGACAGUGAGCAAGGAGGUACAGGGACAGAAGCAUCCCCAGAAAACAAGAAGAGGGUUCAUCGCUGUCAAUUUAAUGGGUGCCGGAAAGUUUACACAAAGAGCUCCCACUUAAAGGCUCACCAGAGGACUCAUACAGGUGAGAAGCCUUACAAGUGCUCGUGGGAAGGGUGCGAGUGGCGUUUUGCACGGAGUGACGAGCUCACGAGGCAUUACAGAAAGCACACGGGUGCAAAGCCCUUUAAAUGCAACCAUUGUGACAGGUGUUUUUCCAGGUCAGAUCACCUCGCCCUCCACAUGAAGAGACACAUCUAAAUAACAGUCAGCUUGGCGUGGAUGUCAUCUGGGCUAAGUGUUGUGAGAUGAAAGUGGAACUCGAGUUACAACGUGCUACCUUACAGGAGAAGAGAACUUGAUCCCGUAUAAUCCUCUGUACAGGGACCACAUGCUCACAGUGUCAUACACCCAGUUACACUUCAAUACCUACAUCAUUUCUUUUAUGCCUUGCCCCAGCUGGAUGGGAGAAGAUGCAGGCGAGGAGAUGGUAUAGAGGUGAUGUCAGUGAAAAAGAACAAUUACUUACAGUACUUCAUCCCUCUUGGAUUUGUUUCCCGUUUUUGCCAGUGGAAAUCAAAGAAAACAGAGGAGGCUUCCCUGCAGUGGACGGCAGUAGGAGGGGCUUAUCUAACUUGCUUCUCAGUGCAACUCAGAAGAAGAAUACAUCGUCUUGAAGUUGCAUAUUUGUAGCACUAACUUUCUUUUUAAAUAGAUGGGGGAAAAACAAUGACCUAGAAAACCAAAUCCCAGUUUGGUAGCCAAAAUUAACCUCUUGGUUUUUUUGUUCUUUCUCUGAGAAUUCCUAAUGUUCAGUGCAUCGGACUUCUCACAGACACUUUGACCUGUCUUGGUUUUGGUUCUUCUUCCUAGAACUGAGUUAUUGAGAUCCUUUUAAGUCAAUUCCAGUGGCCUUAAUGGCAGUAGACUGUGGAGUGACACUUGUGACACAAACAUCCUCUUUUUGGCCUGAGUUUAUGGUUUAUGUAGACUUCACGGAGGAUUAUGUUUUGUUUUUGUUGGUUGUUUUUAUUUCAAUUUUUUUUUUUUUUUUUUUUUUUUUU
Messenger RNA from Catharus ustulatus (Swainson's thrush), 1874 nucleotides. It is a transcript of the gene KLF7, whose product is annotated as Kruppel like factor 7. The record is from RefSeq and is a predicted model, not a curated record. Gene Ontology annotation, biological process: regulation of transcription by RNA polymerase II. NCBI's taxonomy places the organism in Eukaryota, Metazoa, Chordata, Aves, Passeriformes, Turdidae. Gene Ontology annotation, molecular function: RNA polymerase II cis-regulatory region sequence-specific DNA binding; DNA-binding transcription factor activity, RNA polymerase II-specific. The transcript is spliced from 5 exons. Bases 181 to 1071 code for a protein of 296 amino acids.